CCGAGAAAGGUUUGUAUGCCUGGGACUUCAAAGUCUAAGAGAGUUUUGAUUUUGUACUGCACAUGUGGAAGACUUAAGUGUAACAUGGUGCACGCCUGUAUAAAAAACCUCUGGAGCAUGCAUCCACCAGGACGCUUCCCAUGCCCUCUGUCACAUCAGGUCAGCUCUGCGAGCCAACAGAAUCCAGCUCUCUGUUCCGUGCGGAGUGACGGUCACUGCUGGCUUGCGGUAUCUGGCUCUUUUGCCAUGAUCUCUGCACAGCAGCCAUCAUUCCUCAACAAAAUUCAAAGAACAAUGGACUGCCAAUCCGAGGAAGAAGAAACUUCUGAAGAGCAGUAUGACUCUGAAAACUGCACUUGCGACUCUGAGCGUUCAGAAUCUGACACAGGCUCACCAGUAACUCUUAAAAUACUGCAGAACUGGGUUCCCAGAGUUUCACACUAUUUUGACAAGGAGCACUAUACGUAUGUUGGCCACCAGAUUGUCAUUCAGGAGUCCAUAGAGCACUUUGGAGCUGUGGUAUGGCCAGGGGCACUGGCUUUAUCUCAAUAUCUGGAAUCAAAUCAAGAACAAUUCAACCUCAAAGACAAAAAGGUUUUGGAAAUUGGUGCUGGAACAGGCCUGCUUUCCAUUGUGGCCUGUAUCUUAGGAGCUCAUGUUACAGCUACUGAUUUGCCUGAAGUUCUUGAAAAUCUCUCAUAUAAUAUUUCAAGAAACACACAGAACUUGAAUAUGCACAAACCUGAAGUGAGAAAACUGGUAUGGGGAGAAGGCCUCGAUGAAGACUUUCCUAUAUCAACUUACCAUUAUGAUUUCAUACUGGCAACUGAUGUUGUGUACCAUCACGGGGCUCUGGACCCCCUGCUAGCAACAAUGGUGUACUUUUGUAAGCCAGGAACAGUAUUACUAUGGGCAAAUAAAUUCAGAUUCAGUACAGACUAUGAAUUUUUGGAAAAAGUUUGCACUAUAUUUAACACAACCAUUCUAGCAGAAUUUCCAGAAUCAAAUGUCAAGCUGCUUAAAGCCACAGUAAGAAAGAAUUAAAGAGAAAACUAUUACUGAUCUUGAUUUAGUGGCAGCACCUCACAGAUUGGAAUACUUUCCAAGAUUACGUUGCACCCUCUGUGCAUUUAUGGUUAUAAAGUUGCAGUUGCAUUUGAGUUUUGCAUUGCAAGUAUAAAAAAAAACCCA
This is a messenger RNA of Prinia subflava (tawny-flanked prinia), 1191 nucleotides long. It is a transcript of the gene METTL21C, whose product is annotated as methyltransferase 21C, AARS1 lysine. Gene Ontology annotation, cellular component: cytoplasm; cytosol. The record is from RefSeq and is a predicted model, not a curated record. Gene Ontology annotation, biological process: peptidyl-lysine methylation. Gene Ontology annotation, molecular function: protein-lysine N-methyltransferase activity. Lineage: Eukaryota; Metazoa; Chordata; Aves; Passeriformes; Cisticolidae.